Messenger RNA from Plasmodium vivax (malaria parasite P. vivax), 534 nucleotides. RefSeq names its product sporozoite microneme protein, putative. The coding region runs from base 1 to 534 and encodes 177 amino acids. The record is from RefSeq and is a predicted model, not a curated record. The transcript has 2 exons. Lineage: Eukaryota; Apicomplexa; Aconoidasida; Haemosporida; Plasmodiidae.
AUGUGCGUAAAUAUACGCAUGUUCACAUAUGCUAAUGUACGCAAAAUUGUACGCAAAACUAUGCGCCUUUUUUUUCCCCCCUUUUUAAGCGUGUCACAGUACAGCUACGAUGCGGAAGAAAAGCUGAACAUUCUGGAGGGACUUGUAAACGAAUUUGUCGAAAACAGCAAAGGCGUCAUCUUCAACUCCCCCGAAGAAAAAAAAAAAAUGGAAAAACACAAGUUUAAAAAAAUGUGCGAUAUAAUCCUGGAGAAGGUAAAAACAGUGGUGGAACUGAGCACUAUUAACAACUAUCGAAUAAUUUUAAAAUUCGGGAAAGGCGAAAGAAAAAGCGAAGUGAUAGACAAAGUAAAAAAUGAUGACAACAUAUCUGAUGAGCUAAAAAGCGAGCUGUUAAAAUAUGAAGAUGUCGAAAGUAAAGAUGCAAAUGUUUCCGGCCUCAUCAAUUUUAUAUCCCCCAUUUAUGACAGCUUUGAACAAAAGUUAAAUGCUUUAAUACGAGAAGUUUCCGCCGAUUUGGGGAAAAUAAUAUAG